Messenger RNA from Hypoxylon trugodes, 1806 nucleotides. Its product is annotated as glycoside hydrolase family 17 protein. Lineage: Eukaryota; Fungi; Ascomycota; Sordariomycetes; Xylariales; Hypoxylaceae. Gene Ontology annotation, molecular function: 1,3-beta-glucanosyltransferase activity; glucan endo-1,3-beta-D-glucosidase activity. The transcript is spliced from 3 exons. Gene Ontology annotation, biological process: carbohydrate metabolic process; cell wall organization. The record is from RefSeq and is a predicted model, not a curated record. Gene Ontology annotation, cellular component: cell surface; fungal-type cell wall; extracellular region. The coding region runs from base 392 to 1345 and encodes 317 amino acids.
ACGAAGGUUCAGGGGUUAUGGGAGGGUUGCUCAGGGGUUUAUAGCGCUGUAGCGCCGGCAAUACACUAAGAGCCAUCCACUGAAUGUGGAGUCUUGGGCUAUUCUAGUACCAAUGAACCCGCCCUAUCGGUACGAGGGAUGUUGAUGUGAUCCGAUUUUCGAUCCCCUUUCCGAAUAAGCUCUUUGCUUUACUUCUAGAACCGCUGAUCCUUUUUUUCUGAUUCCUCCCAUUUUCCUUCUCCUUUAUAACCCUUAAAAUACACUUAAUAUUUUCUUCAACAACAUUCUUUCUAUUUAUUAUCCUCACGACCUUUAGCUGCUCCUUGUAGCUGUCAUUCGCUUACCGUCGUCGACUUUCCCUCGCUUAAUAACCUCUUAAUACACUAUCAAGAUGCGUUUCUCUUCGGCACUUGUCGGCCUUGCAGCCACCGCUAGCACUGCUACUGCUGCUGUUAGUGCUGCUAAUUCCGGCAUCAAAGGCUUCAACUAUGGAGCCUUUUUCCUCAACCAAGCUGCUAAGCAACAAGCCGACUUCGAAUAUGAAUUCAACCGCGCCAAAACCCUCAGUGGUACUACUGGAUGGACGAGCGCUCGUCUCUACUCUAUGAUCCAAUGGGGAACCGCUAGUGAUGUUAUUAGCGCCAUCCCGGCCGCCAUUUCAACCAAAACAACCCUUUUAUUGGGUCUCUGGGUAUCGGGCAGCGACCAAGCCAUCACGAACGAAAUCGCCGCCCUCAAGGCCGCCAUUAGCCAAUACGGCUCAGCCUUUACCGACCUCGUUGUCGGUAUCUCUGUCGGCAGCGAAGAUCUCUACCGAGACGGUAGCGGCGAAGUCGGCGUCGGUCCCCAGAGGCUCAUCGACUGCAUCUCACAGGUGCGCAGCGCGAUCUCCGGCACCCCGCUCGCUGGUGUCCCCGUCGGCCACGUCGAUACGUACGACUCGUUCCUGAACGGCACGAACCGCGCUGUCAUCGACAACAUCGAUUGGCUAGGUUUCGACGGCUACCCUUACUGGGAACAGAGCAAGCCCAACAGCAUCAGCGACGCACCCGAACGAUUCUACGACGGUUUCAACAAGACUAAGGCACUUGCUGGCGAUAAGCCCGUAUACGUUACUGAGACUGGUUGGCCUGUAUCUGGAAAGACAGUCGGUGCUGCUGUACCCAGUGCCGAGAACGCGCGUAUCUACUGGCAGGACAUUGCUUGCAGUUUGAUUGCUAGCGGUGUUAACCUCUGGUGGUACGACCUCCAGGAGUCUCAGUACGGCCAGGCUUCCCCCGACUUCGGCAUCUUCCCUGCCGGCGACCUGAACGCUGUCCAACAGAGCUAUGAUCUAUCUUGUUAAUUUCCUUUGCGAACGAACCUCGUUAUCCUAGACACUUGAAGAACAUAGAUCCUAUAAUGGCCAUUGCUUUGGGAGAUUUUGGUGUUAAUACUUGACGUUGGGCUUUUUGGACAUAGAGGUUAGAAGGUUAGGCUAUGGACUAUAUAAUGCAAUUUAGGGUUACCACAUGGUUGAUUACGCGCAUUGCUCGGGUUCUUGCAGUAGUAUACACAUAGGGAAUACUACGCUUUAAUGUUUUGGACCGGGAGACUAGGCGUAAAUAAGGUCCAACCUCUUAUCAUUGCAACACUAUUGCUAUUCCAACUUAACAUAGUGCUGAUUAUUCGAUGUUAGCCAUUGUCGAUUAGAAAAUUUGGCUGGUACGAGUCUAUAAAUAUACGCUAGUUAAAUUUAGAAGAUAAUAGCUGUCAAUUGUUUUUUAUCGACAUGAUAUUUGCUGAACAUAUACCUACUUUUUAUCC